Molecule: messenger RNA, 522 nt
Organism: Haemonchus placei
Lineage: Eukaryota; Metazoa; Nematoda; Chromadorea; Rhabditida; Trichostrongylidae
Source: the annotation of a GenBank genome assembly
UUGUUUCAGGCUCAUCUGCUCCCUGGACCAUCACUUCACAGAACCGGUAAGACCAAGGCAACAAACUAUAAUCAAGAGGUUUGCGGUAAGAGCCUGUCGUCUAAACGCUCGUACGAUGAACAUAUGAACAUCCACAACGAUGCUAGGCCGUUUGCAUGUGAACAUUGUGAUUAUGCAGCAGCUAGCCAAAUGACACUACGAAGACAUAAACUGCGCAGCCAUACAGCAAGACGCGAUUGGGGCUACAAGUGCCCGUAUUGCUAUGAAGCCUACAUGGAACCAGCAAGUUAUCAACAACAUGUGCAGUCUCGACAUUUCGGACGAUCGGCAACAUUUGGUUGCCCCUACAUGCAAUGCACGUUCCAGUCGAAAUGUUUCAGACAUUUUCGCGAGCAUUUAGCUAAGCACAACAGCAUUUUUAAGUGGCGUCAUAAUGCUAGUAGACAGGCCAUGCUCACGUCAUGCAACAUGAGUUAUAGACCUCUUUGUGACUGCAGCCAGUGUAAAAUUAUAUUAAAUUAG